UGUCCCCACCACUUCUAAUAAUUCAUUAAAACCCCUUUCCAACCCUUUCCUUAUAAAUCAUCCCAAUCUUUUCUUCUUUCUUCCAACAAACUUUUCAUAUAUGUCACUCAUGGAGAUUAAGUCUACCCUAACCACCUACGUCCUUCUCUUCAUUCUCCUCCUUGCUCUCUCUCCUUUCUCAACAGGGGAAUCUGAAGCGUUGCAUUCGGAGAUAUAUGAGAUUGAUUAUAGGGGUCCCGAGACACACUCUUCCAUUAUUCCUCCACCUCAUCACUUCCAUGUUGGUAAGCCACAUUCAACUACUCCUCAUAAGGGCUCUCAUAGAGGAACUAAAGCUUUGAGGGACUAUGGUUACCCACAAAACAAGGUUAAGAAAGUACAUGGGUGAUGAUGAGAAAGCUUUAAAAAUUAAAUGGGUCAUUACUUUGAUUUGUGCUCUCAAACAGAAAUAUUUUGAGUUGUGUAAAGUUGAGAUAUGGUAUCAUGAUGGUUUGUUUGCUGACGUGUAUAAUUGGUAAUAGAAAGGAAAAAAAACAUUUAAAUAAAUAUAUAAUUUUUUAAGUAGUUGGACUGAUU
Vigna unguiculata (cowpea) is the source of this 576-nucleotide messenger RNA. RefSeq lists its product as uncharacterized. The record is from RefSeq and is a predicted model, not a curated record. NCBI's taxonomy places the organism in Eukaryota, Viridiplantae, Streptophyta, Magnoliopsida, Fabales, Fabaceae.